AUCCACACGGUGAUGUUUCACACACUACACACACUGAAGAAUUCACAAAGCAGGUUCAUCGGAUCUCCCAUAGACUUCUCCAUCUAUCAUCUUCAUCCGUUUACUUUCUCUCUCUAAAAAAAGGAAAAAGGCUCAGCAAUCUCUCUAGACCCACUUAGACACCUACUCUGUUACUGUUUCUUCGCAACAACAAAAACAAAACCCUUAUUUUCUUUUCCCUCUGUUGUUUCAUUCUGUAACAGAACCUCAUCGCCUCAGCUUCCAUGAACCCUCUAGGGUUUCACCAUUCAGAUCUGAGAUUUUGAUUGGAGUUUUGGGUUUACGAUAUUCUUCUUUUUAAGGUUGUAUAUAUAACAGAGAUCUGAAGUUUUAGACUUGCUGUAAUAACAUUUUUUCUCUGUUUUAAUUUGGCUCACUGCCUCAUUAACUCUCUUUAUACCUAUGAGUACUUCAGGUUAUUUCUGCUGAGAUCCAUUAAGGUGUUUUGGAAUCUCUGUCAUAUUUCUUGAAACCUGGUUCUGGAUAUUGUGUUGUGUGGAUAAAAAGAAACAAGCGAAGAUAUGCAGCGACCUCCACAAGAAGAUUAUUCUCUUAAGGAGACUAAACCACACCUUGGUGGAGGGAAGGUCACCGGAGAUAAGCUCACAAGUACCUAUGAUCUUGUUGAGCAGAUGGAGUACCUUUACGUUCGAGUUGUAAAGGCAAGAGAUCUACCAGGGAAGGACGUGACUGGUAGUUGUGACCCUUUUGUUGAGGUUAGGCUUGGAAACUAUAGGGGAAUAACACGUCAUUUUGAGAAGAAAUCCAACCCUGAAUGGAAUCAGGUGUUUGCUUUCUCAAAGGAACGUAUUCAAGCCACUGUGCUUGAGGUUACGGUGAAAGAUAAGGAUGUUGUGAAGGACGAUUUUAUGGGUCUUGUUUCGUUUGACUUGAAUGAGAUUCCUAAAAGGGUUCCCCCAGAUAGUCCCUUGGCCCCACAGUGGUAUAGGUUAGAGGAUAGGAAGGGUAAUAAGAUUAGAGGAGAGCUGAUGUUGGCUGUUUGGAUGGGUACUCAAGCUGAUGAAGCAUUUCCCGAUGCAUGGCAUUCGGAUGCUGCCACAGUCAGUGGCACUGACAGUUUGGCAAAUAUCAGGUCAAAGGUCUACAUAGCCCCUAAGCUGUGGUACCUGAGAGUCAAUGUAAUUGAAGCUCAGGACUUGCAGCCAACUGAUAAAGGUCGAUUUCCUGACGUUUUUGUGAAGGCCAUCCUGGGAAAUCAGAUAUUGAAGACUAGGGUGUCCAUGAGCAAGAGUAUCAAUCCUAUGUGGAAUGAGGAUUUGAUGUUUGUUGCUGCAGAACCUUUUGAGGAGCCAUUAAUUUUGAGUGUGGAAGACAGAGUCGCACCCAAUAAAGAUGAGGUCCUGGGAAGAUGUGCCAUUCCUCUAGCAAAUAUACCCAGGAGACUGGAUCAUAAACCUUUGAUUUCAAAGUGGUAUAAUCUUGAGAAACAUAUGAUUGUUGAGGGUGAAAGGAAGAAGGAACUCAAGUUUGCCAGCAAAAUUCAUCUGAGAAUAUGGUUGGAGGGUGGUUACCAUGUUUUGGAUGAAUCGACUCACUAUAGCAGUGAUCUUCGACCAACAGCAAAACAGUUAUGGAAGUCCAGCAUUGGGGUUCUUGAGUUAGGUAUUUUGAGUGCUCAUGGGUUGUCGCCGAUGAAGAAUAAAGAUGGGCGGGCAAUGACUGAUGCUUAUUGUGUUGCUAAGUAUGGGCAGAAGUGGGUCAGAACGAGGACCAUCAUUGACAGUUUUACUCCCAAAUGGAACGAACAAUACACUUGGGAGGUUUAUGAUCCAUGCACUGUCAUAACUAUUGGUGUAUUUGAUAAUUGUCACUUACAUGGUGGAGAUAAAUCUGGGAGUGAUUCACGGAUUGGAAAGGUCAGGAUUCGCCUUUCUACCCUAGAAACAGAUCGUGUGUACACACAUUCAUAUCCCCUUCUACUUUUGCAUUCUUCUGGGGUAAAAAAGAUGGGUGAAAUUCAUUUGGCUGUUAGAUUUACUUGUUCAUCCUUGUUGAAUAUGAUGUAUAAGUACUCACAGCCAUUGUUGCCCAAAAUGCACUAUAUUCACCCAUUAACUGUCAGUCAGCUCGACAUCUUGAGACACCAGGCCACUCAGAUUGUUUCCAUGAGGCUUGGUCGUUCAGAGCCGCCUUUGAGGAGGGAGGUGGUGGAGUAUAUGCUGGACGUCGGUUCUCACAUGUGGAGUAUGAGGAGAAGCAAAGCAAACUUUAAUAGAAUCGUGGGAGUUUUAAGUGGGUUAAUUGCUGUAGGAAAAUGGUUUGAUCAGAUAUGUAACUGGAAGAAUCCCAUUACCACAGUUCUGAUUCACAUUUUGUUCUUAAUACUGGUUUUGUAUCCCGAACUCAUUUUGCCCACUAUUUUCCUCUACUUAUUCUUAAUUGGAGUUUGGUACUACAGAUGGAGGCCGAAGCAUCCUCCCCACAUGGAUACUCGCCUCUCUGGCGCUGAUAUUGCUCUUCCUGAUGAACUAGACGAGGAGUUCGACACUUUCCCUACUACUCGUCAUCCAGAUAUCGUGAGGGUGAGGUAUGACCGUCUGAGAAGCAUUGCUGGGAAGAUCCAGACUGUGGUUGGCGAUUUGGCAACACAAGGGGAAAGGCUACAGUCUCUGCUGAGCUGGAGGGACCCAAGAGCUACAGCUUUAUUCGUAAUUUUCUGUUUGGUUGCUGCCAUUGUUCUCUAUGUAGCACCUUUCCAAGUAGUGGCACUUCUUACAGGGUUCUAUGUUUUGAGGCAUCCCAGAUUCCGUCAUAAGCUCCCUUCCGUGCCCCUUAACUUCUUCAGAAGGUUACCUGCCAGAACAGAUUGCAUGUUGUGAGCUAUCUGUAGUUUAUCCGCCUUAAUCGAACCCCUAAAUGGAUCUUUUUUCUCUUUGGUACCCUGUAAGAUGGGUAGGAAAUAUCUCCUUGGAACUUGCAGAUGUUGUGGAUUUGCAGUCUGUUUGCUAGGAUUUCCUAUGUAAAGUUGGUUUCGUAGCGACAUAUCCAUGGUCAUAUGGAGUCGCACUAGUUGCAUUUAAUAUGCUAUGGACAAUCAUUUAUCCUUUAUUUCAAAUGAUGUAUGCUUUUAUUUCUCUUGCUCUUCAAUGCUACUGGUUUUUCUUUUUUACUUGGCAA
Molecule: messenger RNA, 3177 nt
Organism: Olea europaea var. sylvestris
Lineage: Eukaryota; Viridiplantae; Streptophyta; Magnoliopsida; Lamiales; Oleaceae
Product: FT-interacting protein 1-like
Exons: 2
Coding region: 561-2879 (772 amino acids)
Source: RefSeq, a predicted model, not a curated record